Molecule: messenger RNA, 1280 nt
Organism: Stomoxys calcitrans (stable fly)
Lineage: Eukaryota; Metazoa; Arthropoda; Insecta; Diptera; Muscidae
Product: antichymotrypsin-2
Exons: 2
Coding region: 49-1179 (376 amino acids)
Molecular function (GO): serine-type endopeptidase inhibitor activity
Source: RefSeq, a predicted model, not a curated record
GCAAAGGGACUACUAACACCUAAAUUGUUCUAAAAUUAUUAAAUUAACAUGACUGAUACGGACUUGCAAUAUGCUCGAGGCGGUGCUCAAUUCACCCAAGAACUAUUUAAACAAUUGGAGGUGACCACUACCAAAAAGAAUACCAUCUUUUCACCCUUCUCCAUUCGAACUUGCAUGGCUAUAGUAUUUGCGGGAGCAAAGGGUGAAACUGCCGAAGAAAUAGCCCAGGUAAUGAAAUAUGUCUCCAACUCUUCCGAUGAAGUUGCUGCCUCUUUCGAAAAUAUCCUGCAAAAAUACCACAAAAAUGAUUUACUGAAAAUAGCCAAUAAAGUUUAUUUACAAAAAGAAUCCAAAUUACGGGAUGAGUAUGCCAAUAUAACAAAAGAUAAAUAUAAUGCCAGUGCUGAGCUCAUAGACUUUGCUGAAAGCCAAGAGGCCACCAAAACAAUUAAUGACUGGGUGGAGGAAAAGACCGCCGGUAAAAUAACGAAUUUGAUAAAGGAGGGUAUUUUAGAUGCCUCCACUCGUUUGGUACUCUUGAAUGCUCUACACUUCAAAGGUGAAUGGUGUAAGAAAUUCGAUGAGGCCAAAACCUCAGAGGAAGAUUUUUGGAUAAGCGCCGAAGAAUCGAUUAAACUGCCAUACAUGACUCAAAAGACCGCUUUCCGUUAUGGUGAGUUCGACCAAUACAAUUGUGUAGCUUUGGAAAUGCCUUAUAAGGAUUCUGAUUUGAGUUUGUUUGCUCUGUUGCCCGACAAACGUGAUGGCUUAAAGGAUUUGGCAGAAAACUUGAAAGAUGUAAAUUUGUUGGAUUUGUCAAAGGAAAUGUGUGAAAGAAAAAAUGUCCAGGUUAUGUUUCCAAAGUUUAAAAUUGAAUAUUCGCUUGAUCUGGCAAAGACUUUGCAAAAGAUGGGCAUUAAAAAAGCUUUUGGAAAUGAUGCAGAUCUCAGCAAUAUGCUGGACCCCGCUGAAGGCAUUUCCCUAAGCAAUGUUAUACACAAGGCCUCUAUAGAGGUGAACGAGGAAGGUUGUGAGGCAGCUGCUUCCACGGCAGGAGUUAUAAGGAAACGUUGCGCACCCAUUGUAUAUGAAUUUGUAGCGGAUCAUCCAUUCCUCUAUUGGAUAUGGGAUAAACAGACUAUUUUGUUUGCAGGAGCUUUUGUGAAUGCUCCCAAUUAAGUUUAAGGGGCGUUUUUGUACAAAAAAAAAAUAAACAAAAUGAAAAUAUGCAAAAUAAUAUAAAAUAAUAUUGAAUAAAACGAAAUAAAAUUCAUUUUUAA